This is a messenger RNA of Exophiala dermatitidis NIH/UT8656, 1653 nucleotides long. RefSeq lists its product as uncharacterized. NCBI's taxonomy places the organism in Eukaryota, Fungi, Ascomycota, Eurotiomycetes, Chaetothyriales, Herpotrichiellaceae. The coding region runs from base 1 to 1653 and encodes 550 amino acids. The record is from RefSeq and is a predicted model, not a curated record. The transcript has 2 exons.
AUGGUAAGUGGUUCAGCACCUUUAGCCGCUCAAAAGAGACGGCGUAUGCCAACCCAGGCGAGGAAAGCACAAACACAUCGAGGUAGCGUCAGUAAAGCUACCAGGGUACGACGAAGUCCUCGCAUCACAUCCGCUGUUAAGAACUCGUCGCAGCAAAGAUGCAGAAGCCUGCGCCUCCAAGGUGCCGAUCCUAUCCAGACAGCGCCCGAUUCCGUUCAGCAGGCGAAGACGCCAAAGCGACCUCAAGAAGGUGAAGUUCCACCCUUCCGCUCUUCGUCCGAGCAGCUCCCAAAACGAUUACGAACAUCUGCAGCUUCAGUCGGCGAACGAGUUGGGUGGGAGACAAUUAGCGAGGCUCGGGUUGAAUACUGGAGGGAGAACGGAACCUGGCCAACAGAAGAACAAGAGAAGACAAUGGAUCGAUUUCGGGAUAUCGUUAAUCAUGCGCUCGCAAGAAAACGGUUGGGUUCCCUUAGCUGCCAACGCUCAAAUGCCAGCUUGAGUACGGAAACAACCCAGACACAGAGUCCAAGCAGCCAACAACCGCGGGAUCAGAAGAGUGCGCCGUAUACACAUCCGUUGUUUGAAGAUCAAUUGAAGGAGUGUGGCAGCCUUAUGGAUGAUUACGAAGGAGGUAUUACCGCUCGAAGUGAAAGGCUUUGCCAAAUGCUCCUGAAAGCACCACAGCCACCACCUGAACAUACCCUUUUUUCCGACGACAGCCUGUUCAAGAAGACGUGCAAAAGAAUGAGGGGCGCUAACAAGACCAAGGUGAUCCGCGAUAUUGCACAGCUUAUUGUUCCUUCAGCUGAGAUACUGGCCGACAAGGGAGCCGAACACCUAGAGAUUCUUCGAGAGACUACCAACGCAUGCUGGGUCAACGCUAUUCCUUUUCUCAGGCCUCCUGGUUCCCGUCCUGCUCCUCGUCCACAGCCUGACUUUGGCCUUGGGUUUAAGAGAGAUGCAUUCAAUCGAGAACAGCUUCAAAAGCUGCAACCUUAUGUCGGCGAUCCACUUGCUGAUUCUUCCUUAGUUGCAGCCACGUAUAAUAUGUAUUUUCCAUUUCUCACCAGCGAAGUCAAAUGCGGAGCAACCGGACUUGACAUUGCUGAUCGACAGAACGCUCACAGUCAAUCCGUCAUAUUACGUGGUCUGACUACACUCUUCCGCCUUGUAGGCCGGGAGAACGAACUAAACCAGGAAAUUAAUGGCUUUUCAAUCUCUCACAGCGAUGCGGAUGUGAGAAUUUACGGUCAUUAUGCUGUUAUUAAUGAGAAAGAUGUUAGGUUCUACCGACAUUCAAUUGCCGAAUUCAACAUCUCGCCGACGGCAGAAGGAGACCAAAGGUGGAAGGCAUACACUUUUGUCCGGAACGUCUACGAUUUGUGGCUUCCAGAGCACUUUAAUCGAAUCCGUUCUGCCAUCGAUAUGUUACCGGCUGACUUAAAUUUCGAAGUCUCCAAUCAGUCCGAACCUCACUUUCUAGAUCAGGAACUGCCUUCAUCGCGAUCAGGACUGUCCCAGCGAUUUGACGAUCACAGCUUAGCCGAUGAAAGAGUGAUUCCGGUCAGCCAGCCAAGCGUCCAGCAAAUCACCCCGGACGCAACGAUCCGGUCUGAGCCAAGUAACUCUGGGAAGAAAAAGAGGAAGUAA